CACCCCGCAUCCGCCGCGCAGCAUGGACGCCGCCGCCGCCCUCGCCUCGCUCACCGGCCUUGACACCGAGACGGUCACGGCGCAGCUGCUGCCGGCGCUCGAGGCGCACGGCAGCCGCACCGCACUCGUGGCGCACCUCGCCGACCUGCUCGGGCCCGCGCCCGCCGCCAAGCAGUUCGCCGCACGCUAUGCCGAGCAGCGCUUCCCGUCACCGCCGCCGCCGCAGCCUGUGGCCGUAGCGCCCAAGCCGGCCAGCAGCGCGGCGCCCAAGGCGCGCGGCAAGAAGGCCGCCCUGUUCGGCGCUGCCGCCGCGCCGCGCGCCAUCGACGCACGCAGCCUCGCGCCGCCCAGCGGCCAGGCAUACAUCAAGACGCCCGAGCAUGCGCCCGCCGCCAGCAGCAGCCGGCGUACGCAGGUGCAGCAUCACCCGGGCCGCCCGCUCGUCUUCUCGCCGCCGCCCGCCGCACCGGCACGCGCCGCACAGCAGGCGCCGGCCAGCAGCUCGGACGCAGAGGCAGCCGGCAGCAGCUCGCCGGCCGAGCCUGCCCUGCCGCCGCUGCAGCCGACACUCGAGAUGCAGACGCUCGACGCGGCCAUCGCCGCGCUCAAGGCCGAGGCCGAUGGGCCUGCGGGCAAGCGCCGGGUGCGCAGCUGCUUUUGUCAUGCACGUGUGCACCCACCACACCCGCAGGUGCCGCAGUGCACCAGCUGCGGACUCAUUCUCUGUGCCCUCCUGGCACCCUCGCCGCUGCUGCCCGACGCAAGCUGUCCCUCGUGCGCCGCCAUGCUGCUGCAGCCGGGCUCGCGCGCCGCGCUCCUCGACUCCAUCACCGCCACGCGCACGGAGCUCGAGGAGCGGCAGCGGGCCGCGGCGCUGCGUCUGCGCGCCGAGCGCCAGGCCGCAAAGGAGGCGCGCGCUCGCGGCGAGGCGGCGCGAGUCGAGGUGUUCCCGGAGCUGGUGCCGCAGCAGCAGGCGGGCCGGGCGCGCGAGCAGCAGAUGGAGAGCCAGCGCAAGGCGCGCGUGCUGACGCUCGACGCCAAGACGCACAAGCUGCGCGCGCCCAAGCCGAAGAAGAAGACGGCCAAGCCGGCGGCGGCUGCCGAGCCGCAGGCAUCACGGGCGGCUCCUGCGCCUGCGCCUGCACCGGCAGCGGCGCCGGAGGAGAGCGAGGAUGAAGAGGAGGAGGACUACGACGCGCAGGGCCUCGGCAUCGUGCCCGACCCCGACGACGACGGCUUUGCCAUGCACCAGGCCGUUGGUGCGCCCGACGGACUUGUGCGGGCCAGCGAGUUCGGCUGGUGGGGCCAGCCGCUGUCGCUCGGAGACGAGGACGCGGGCCUGGCGUACGUGCCCAAGCAGGACCGCCCGCAGCGCAGCGUGCCGGAGGACGAUGCCGACGCCGAGCCCGAGAAGGGCAAGGGCAAGCAGGCGGAGCGCGCCGUGCCGGGCGCGCAGGUGGCCGAGAAGAAGAGCCGGCGCAGCAAGAAGGCGCCCGCAGAGGGCGGCGCACAGGCGACCUGA
Molecule: messenger RNA, 1522 nt
Organism: Tilletiopsis washingtonensis
Lineage: Eukaryota; Fungi; Basidiomycota; Exobasidiomycetes; Entylomatales
Exons: 3
Coding region: 23-1522 (499 amino acids)
Biological process (GO): regulation of DNA-templated transcription
Cellular component (GO): nucleus
Molecular function (GO): zinc ion binding
Source: RefSeq, a predicted model, not a curated record